AUGACGAUCAGAAUUCUACAUCAUCAAUCCAGAUUAUGUUGUAAAAGUAUUAUGUCUGCGAAGCUGUACAGUUCAAGUGGACAAGUGAUAGAUGUUGCGGAAGUGGCAAAUAACAUAUCUAAAGUAAUGAUGUCUUCUCCACAAUCAGUGCUUGACUCGGCUUUAGAUCAAAGCGGUUUUAGGGUUUCACCGGAAGUAGCAGAAGAUGUUUUGAACAGAUUCAGGAAUGCUGGUUUGUUGGCAUACAGGUUCUUUCAAUGGUCUGAGAAGCAACGACAUUACGAGCAUAGUGUUCGUGCUUACCAUAUGAUGAUCGAGUCUACGGCAAAGAUAAGGCAGUACAAGCUCAUGUGGGAUCUCAUCAACUCAAUGAGGAAGAAGAAGAUGCUAAAUGUGGAGACUUUUUGUAUCGUUAUGAGGAAGUACGCGAGGGCGCAGAAAGUGGAUGAGGCGAUUUACGCGUUCAAUGUGAUGGAGAAGUAUGAUUUGCCGCCUAAUCUUGUGGCGUUUAAUGGAUUGUUGAGUGCUUUGUGUAAAUCUAAGAAUGUGAGGAAAGCGCAGGAGAUAUUCGAGAAGAUGAGAGAUCGGUUUACGCCCAACUCCAAAACCUAUAGCAUUUUGCUUGAAGGAUGGGGUAAAGAACCCAACUUGCCAAAGGCGAGAGAGGUUUUUCGGGAAAUGAUUGACGCGGGUUGUCACCCGGAUAUUGUGACCUAUAGUAUAAUGGUUGACAUACUUUGUAAAGCUGGAAGAGUCGAUGAAGCUCUUGGCAUUGUGAGGAGCAUGGAUCCAAGCAUUUGCAAGCCGACCACUUUUAUCUAUAGUGUGCUUGUACAUACUUAUGGAACUGAGAACCGGCUUGAAGAGGCGGUUGAUACUUUCCUCGAGAUGGAAAAAAGUGGAAUGAAAGCUGAUGUAGCGGUUUUCAAUUCAUUGAUCGGCGCAUUUUGCAAAGCAAAUAGGAUGAAAAAUGUGUAUAGGGUUUUGAAAGAAAUGAAGAGUAAGGAUGUGACGCCUAACUCCAAGUCAUGUAACAUCAUUCUACGCCAUCUAAUAGAUAGUGGUGAGAAAGAUGAAGCUUUUCAUGUCUUUAGGAAGAUGAUCAAAGUGUGUGAACCAGAUGCAGACACAUACACAAUGAUGAUAAAGAUGUUUUGCGAGAAGAAAGAGAUGGAGACAGCAGAUAAGGUGUGGAAGUACAUGAGGACGAAAGGGGUUUUCCCGAGUAUGCAUACUUUCGCAGUUCUUAUUAACGGGUUGUGCGAAGAGUGUAACACUCAAAAAGCUUGUGUUUUGUUGGAGGAGAUGAUCGAGAUGGGGAUUCGACCGUCGGGUGUGACGUUUGGGAGAUUAAGACAGCUGCUUCUCAAAGAAGGUAGAGAAGAUGUGCUCAAGUUUCUUAAUGAAAAGAUGAACCUUUUGGUCAAUGAGCCUUUGUGUGAUUGA
This is a messenger RNA of Arabis nemorensis, 1446 nucleotides long. Lineage: Eukaryota; Viridiplantae; Streptophyta; Magnoliopsida; Brassicales; Brassicaceae. The record is from the annotation of a GenBank genome assembly.